CGCCCUUUGCAGCUACGCAACAAGCCCCAGGCAGCAGUCGCACAAACCGAACUGCAGGUUGUACUCAUCACAUUUACGGCUUAGUUUCUCUGCUGUAGUACCAAACUUAAAAGAUGUCCUCUGCACCCCCAAAAGCGAAGAAGCCCCGCACCAAACCACCGCGGAGUCGACCUGCAGCAACUUCUAGCAUCUCACAACCUGCGGUUGCCAAACUCCCGAAAGGAGUGCAGCCAGUCUAUGAACUUGCUUCAAAAGCCAAUGAGCCAGAAGGUGCCGACGAGGACGGUGCAGCAGAGGACGCUGGACCAGCACUGGCAGAUGAAUCCGGACCUGAUCCAGGUCCCUCAACAAAACGAUACAACGAGUCCGCUUCUCUAGCCGUGCGCACAGGUGCCGAGCUAGGCCAGGAUGCCUCAAUGGACGACGCGGAAGCGCGGAAUAUGGACGGAAACCUUGACGUCGACCUUGCAGAACUCAGCCUUGGCCAGCGACUCACAGCGGUGAACGGCACGGAGGGCGCAGGCCGGUCGUCCGAGUCAAGCGACGAAGACGACUCGCCCGCCUCAGGGAGCGGACCCCAGUCCUCAAGACAGCGCAGACGCGACGGGACGAACGGGGCCGUACCCGCUGCGUCGCUUACCCGCACACUGAUCCAGGCGCUGCACUCAUCCGAUGCGCGCCUGCUCGAGACGUGUCUUGCCCACUCGGACCCGACGCUCAUACGGAAUACCGUGCGAAGGCUUCCACCGCAGCUCGCGGUGCCGUUGGUCACUGCGUGUGUGGAACGGUUAGGGCGCGGUAGCAGGGGUGCGACCAUGAAAGGCCGAGGAGGAGGUGCGAGCUCGCAAAGGGGAAAUGCUAUGAUCAACUGGAUAAAGGCAGUUCUCGCAGCGCACAGUGGACACCUGAUGACGAUGCCAGAUUUGGUGGCUCGUUUGUCGGGACUGCACGCUACCCUUACAAUGCGAUUGACCCUGCACGAGAGCCUCUUGGCGCUAAGUGGGCGGUUAGACAUGGUCAUCUCACAAAUCGAGAUGCGCUCAUCCGCUGGCCCCACUACAUUACCGGGGCCCAAACGAGCCGGGAAGCACCGGCGGAGACGACCGGCUACAAAGUAUGUAGAGGGUGAAAGUGAGGGUGAAGAGGGACAGCAACAGGACGAUCAGAUGGACGUUGAGGUCGAGAGUGGCGACGACAGUGGAAGUGUGGAGGACGUCGAGCUCGGUGGAGACGAUGAGGACGAAGACGACGAAGACGCAGAAGACGACGAGGAUUCGGAGGAUGGCGAGGACGAUGAGGAUGAGGACGACGAGGAAGAUGAGGAUGGCCCGAAGCUAAACGGGUUUAUUGAUGAUGAGGCAGAGGAGUACAGCGAGGAUGAUGAUGAUGAUGAGAGUGAAUAAGGCAUUCUCCAGUUUGCACGCUGUUUUCGCUGGUCAAUGCAUUAUUGGGGACUCUGUUUUUGUUGUGCCAAAUGGUCGACGUUUGACAUGCUGAUGGUGAGACUUGUCAGAGUUUGUUGAAUUGAAC
Fomitopsis serialis is the source of this 1530-nucleotide messenger RNA. RefSeq lists its product as uncharacterized. The coding region runs from base 114 to 1403 and encodes 429 amino acids. Lineage: Eukaryota; Fungi; Basidiomycota; Agaricomycetes; Polyporales; Fomitopsidaceae. The record is from RefSeq and is a predicted model, not a curated record. The transcript is spliced from 4 exons. Gene Ontology annotation, biological process: maturation of SSU-rRNA from tricistronic rRNA transcript (SSU-rRNA, 5.8S rRNA, LSU-rRNA). Gene Ontology annotation, cellular component: nucleolus.